AUGAGGGAAAGCGCGCCCCUCGCCUCGCUCUCCCUCGCGCUCUGCCUUGCCGCAUACGCCGUGCCGCUGCUCGUGCCGCUCGCUGUCCAGAUGCAAUCCCAGCCGUUGCUGGUGCAGAUGCUGCAGACGGGGCUUGUUGCUGCCGCCCUCCCCCUCACUGCUAUCCCAGCAACCAUGGACGCGCUAGUGGACAUAGCAGGCGGCGCAGUGAACAUUCACGUGCUCAUGGCGGUGGCAGCACUGGCGUCAGUGGCCAUGGGGAACGCGCUGGAAGGGACCCUACUCCUUGCCAUGUUCUCCAUCUCCCAUAUAGCGGAGCAUUAUUUCACGGAGAAGGCUCUGGGCGAUCUUCGCUCCUUACAGGACAACAACCCCUCCACUGCCCUUCUCAUUGACCCCUCCUGCCUCUCUUCUGUGGGGUUGGCUGCUCUCUCCUGGUCGGAGGUUCCUGUAGCUGAAGUGCCGGUGGGGGCCAUGGUGCUGGUUAAAGCAGGAGAGGUGGUCCCUCUAGACGGCACCGUCCGCUUCGGCCGCUCCCUCGUCACCACAGAGCACCUCACCGGCGAGGCGCACCCCGUCGAGAAGCUUCCCGGAAACUCCCUCCCGGGCGGCUCGCGCACCGUCGACGGCUUCCUCGUCGUGGAAACUUCCCGGAAAUGGUCCGAGUCCACCGUGGCUCGCAUAAUGCAGCUGACAGAGCAAGCCAGAUCCCAAAAACCCCCUCUCCAGCGCUGGCUGGAUAAAUUCUCCGAGAAAUACAGUCAAGCAGUGGUGGGGUUAUCAGUGGGAGUGGCUGUGCUGGGCCCGGUGCUGUUCGGCUGGCCGUUUUUGAGCUCGCCAGGGGUGCGAGGGUCGCUGUAUCGGGCACUGGCAGUGAUGGUGGCGGCAUCGCCGUGUGCUCUCGCUGUUGCUCCCCUCGCCUACUUCUGCGCUCUUACGGCUUGCGCAGGCAAGGGCAUUCUCCUGAAGGGGGGACACGCCUUAGACGCCACAGCAGCUCACAGUCACGAGUGGGAGGAGACAGGCGUGGUGGUGGAGUGUAGCAGUGCGAGCUGUGAGGCGGAGGCGCUUGCAGUGGCUGCUGCACUAGAGCAAGCCGCGACCCACCCCAUUGCCAGGUAUGAUCAGUGCACUGCAGUGGGAGGGGAGGAGACAGGGGUGGUGGUGGAGUGCAGCAGUGCCAGCUGUGAGGCAGAGGCACUCGCAGUGGCUGCUGCACUGGAGCAAGCCGCCACGCACCCCAUUGCCAGGGCCCUACAGGAAUACGCGGAUAGCAGGCGAGCCACUCUCACCGGGGUGAAUGUGGAUCAGCUGCAGCUGGUGCCGGGGCGAGGGCUCACUGCUACCAUCUCCAGCAUGCCUGGCGAGAGCGACAAGUGGGGCCCGCACGAGGCUCGCAUAGGCUCUCUGGAUUUCAUUGCUGAGGUGGCAGAAGAUCACUGGGCCAGCAGAGCAGCAAAAGCAGGACGGGACAGCGACAGAGAGACGUCAGCGCAAGCAUCAGCAGCUGCCCAAUCAACAGUCGCCACAUCACCAGCACCACCCCAACCACUCUCACCCCUCUCACCACUCGCACCACCCCCAACCCUCCCCCCAAGCGACCUAAUCCGAGCCGCUCUUGCCGUGGGGCAAAAAGUAACCCUUUUCCACUUCGAAGACCAGCUUCGGCCCGGAGCUAAAGAAGUGGUUCGGCAACUGCAGGAUCAGGGAGGCCUGAGAGUCCGAAUGCUCACUGGGGAUCAUGCAGCUUCGGCACACAGGGUGGCGGCUGCAGUGGGGAUAGAGGGAGGGGAGGUGGAGGCGGGGUUGAGGCCUGAGGAUAAGCUGAGGGCGGUUGAGGAGAUGACUGGGAGGAUGGGGAGGGAGGGGAGGGGAGGCGUGCUGAUGGUGGGGGAUGGGAUUAACGACGCUCCUGCUCUUGCUACUGCCACGGUGGGGGUGGUGCUGGCAGAGAGGGCAAGUGCAACAGCAGUGGCAGCAGCAGACGUGCUUCUAUUGAAGGACAACAUUUCUGAGCUCCCGUUCCUGGUGGCCAAGGCUCGCCAAACCACCCUCAUUGUGAAGCAGAGUGUGGCUCUUGCACUCACUUGCAUUCUGCUCGCGCUCCUCCCCGCCCUUCUGGGGCACAUGCCUCUCUGGCUCACGGUGUUGCUUCACGAGGGCGGUACGCUUCUAGUUUGCCUCAACUCCAUCAGAGCACUCAACCCGGCGCCACUUCGCCGCCCAGGCCUCACGUCGCGCUUGCUGCAGCGAGCCCAGUUGCUGCUGCAGAGGCUGGUGGGACAGCAGGGUGGAAGUAUCGGUAAUAGAGCAGCUGCUAAGGGGAGUGUUCCGUCAGCAGGGACGCCUUGA
Closterium sp. Yama58-4 is the source of this 2352-nucleotide messenger RNA. Lineage: Eukaryota; Viridiplantae; Streptophyta; Zygnematophyceae; Desmidiales; Closteriaceae. The record is from the annotation of a GenBank genome assembly.